This is a messenger RNA of Penaeus chinensis, 5200 nucleotides long. RefSeq lists its product as uncharacterized. The coding region runs from base 738 to 4523 and encodes 1261 amino acids. The transcript has 5 exons. The record is from RefSeq and is a predicted model, not a curated record. NCBI's taxonomy places the organism in Eukaryota, Metazoa, Arthropoda, Malacostraca, Decapoda, Penaeidae.
AGCAGAGAAGGGCCCGGGCUGGUGUCGACAGCACGGGAAUCUGCGGCUCGCUCGUGACCGGCGCCUGGCUCUCGCUCGCUCCCUCGGGACACCUCGAUCGCUGCGUCGCUCUGGUCCUUGGUAGCCUUGCGUUGAUGAGUGGGCGGAAGACACAGACAGAUUUAGUGAGCACUGUUCGGAGUGAGAAUGGACGGGGUUGUAGCCGGAGAAACUAAGGACGUUGGUGGUGCUUCGGAAAGGUAAUCAGAACUGAGGCCAAGAAGCGUUCAACUCCCAGUGCACAAGGGAACCUCUGAGACGAACAUCGCCCCGGAGAUGCGAAUGAACGUGGAGUGUGUACUUGUCGUGCGUGGGAACAAAUUCUUACCAGGAUACAUCACCAGACGAGCCCACAAGGUGACAUAACUACCCAAAAUAACUAGAGGGAGAGAGAGAGGGAGAGAGAGAGAGAGAGAGAGAGAGAGAGAGAGAGAGAGAGAGAGAGAGAGAGAGAGAGAGAGAGAGAGAGAGAGAGAGAGAGAGAGAGAGAGAGGAAAGAAGAGAAAGAGAGAUAAAAAGAGGGAGAGACUUGUGGGACCGCGAGUCCAAGUUCAAGGCUCCAGGAACGUCAAGGCACCAGAAGAAGAAGCUCGACAGACUACUACCCGACUACCUGCAGGCGAGUGAACUGACCUUCGAGUGAGCUGACCUUUGGGUUAAGUGAUCUUCAAGAGAGACGACCUUUCUCCAACUUCAGAAUGCGGGUCUGCCGGGCGUUGGUGAUGGCGGCGGCGCUGGCGGCGGCGAGGGUGACAGAGUCGAGAGCCAGCCAGGACACUUUCCCCUCGUCCUUCUUCUACAACCCGCCUCAUAACGGCGGUCCGCCCGAGGACAUCAAGCUGCUCCUCAAAUCGCAAGGGCCUGGCGUGCAGAGGCUGGGGAGCGCGAGUCCCGUGUACACGCUGGUCAUGGAGAGGCGGCAGCCCUCGCAGCCGCGCGGCGUGCGCAAAGGGACGCUUGUGACGGCAGGUUCUGAGUCUGAUUCGUCGGUAAACAAUGCCUCGGAAAGCGAACCGUCGGUCAGCUCUUUGGAACCAGAUGCGUCGACCUUUCAAGACAGAGGUGGUUAUUUAUCCUCGACUCCAUCCAAGGACAGCGUUUCACCUGCCGUGAAUUCUGGCAACAAAGACUCGCCAACAAUGGCGUCAGGGGAUUUCGAUUUGUCAACCCUUCUCAUCACGGACAGCGGAUCGCCAUCAGUUCCUUCCACAGGCACCGUUGUCAGCGACAGCAAUCCAUCUGCACUACCUGAAUCGGCGCCUGAACCGAGUGGGAUACUGAACAUCAUUGGCACAGAAGCUGAUGCAUUCCCCUUCGCCAUCCAGAAUGCUGCUGCGGAAUCUUACGAUGACAUAGCAGAGGAAGCCACUGCGGUGUCCGUGGAGGAUGUUCAGGGCGCUCGCACGUACGCAGCCAUCGUAGACAAUGACGAUCUAGGUGAGGACACCUUGAAGGGUCCUGCUGGCGGAUACGAUUUUACAGAGAACCUCUUGACUUCUUCAACAGAAUCCGACCCUCCUAAACUCAUCCAAACAACCCCGAGUACUUUCCCCGCCGACGAGGACCUUGGUACUUCUAAUGACGGUGAAAGCUUAACGACAACAUCCUUUGACGAGGAUGAUGCCGAGACGCCCGCCACUGUCAAUGCGUCUAUCGUCGACAAUGGCCGCGCUACUUCUUCACGCCCACGAGACGAAGAACCCACCGAGUCCUGGUCAGGCGACCCCUUUCCAACGAGGAGCGGAGAAGGCGGCGAUCCCACUCUGUCUUCCGGCGUUCGCUCUCCAGCGAACCAGCAAGAAGACAGCGAUCUGUCAGCGUCUCAGAUUUCCGCAGAUUACGUCCCACUCGGCAAUUACGAGAACUCGAGGGGAGAGUUUGCCUACUUUGGACAAAGAAAUGAUUUUUAUCACGACGAUGACUUCACGUUACAGGUCCUUGGUGACGAUCAGUAUGACGACACGAAUGUCGGCGGCCGCGAGGACCCCUGGGAAGAAAAUGCCAGAGACUCGAGCAAGGAAACACGAGAAAAAGACCUUUAUUUUGUGCUUGAACGCGAACCGGAAGACGCCGGACUCGUUACGGUGAAACUCGGAAAGAGUCAGGAAGCGGGAAGAGCCAGAGCGAACGAGGACGGACCUUCGGACGAGCGAUAUUAUGCGGAGAACUUGUACCAGUAUCACUUACAGGAUCAUAAGACAGGCUCCUACAGGUUCGGCUUCGGCGGCGACAACCAGUGGCGGCACGAGGAGAGGCGCGCGGACGGCGUGGUCGUGGGGCGCUACGGCUGGCAGGACGCGACGGGACGCCACCACACCACCCACUACGUCGCCGACGCCCGCGGGUUCCGCGUGGUGCGCCCCGGCCAGCAGAUCAAGGUGCACGUUCCUUCCUCGACGACGACGACGACGGAGUCCCCGGCCCUCACAGCCCUGUCGCUGCUGACGGAGGGCUCUCUUAGGUCCCCCAUCGCCUCCUUCGCCAGCGUUGCGCCAGCGAACUCUUUGUCCUACGAGGCGCUUCCCCCGCCGCCCUCGGCCAGGCCUCCGCCCACGGUCACCACGCCCAAGGGUCCUGCGACGCAAACGUAUCCUUCCUCUUCCUCCAAGCCUUCCUCUUUGCCACCGCUCUCACGGACGCCGCGUCCUUCGAUUUUGCCUCCGAGGGACUCCCGACCGUCUGCCGAGGAGCAGCCCACCUCGCCCUCUGCAUUCCUUAUCCCGAACAAUCCCUGGGCCUUGUUCGUCACGACGCAAACAGCCCGACCACUUGUCGCGUCCCGACCGCCUCCUCAGCCGACCAUCCUGUUCUCGGAAGCCUCGACGUUGUCCACAGAACUUCCUGAAGACCCAACGACUUUAGCCCAGUCUUUGCCACCAUCAUCCGUCCCGCCGACGAUCUCCUCGGCUCUCCCAGCGACGACCUUUUCGGUUUUCCCAGCGACGACCUCAUCGGUUUCCCCAACGACGACCUCCUCAGCUUUCCCAACGACGACCUUCUCGGCUUUCCCAACGACGACCCCCUCGGCUUUCCCAACGACGACCCCGUCGAACACCUACCCGCCAACUCCUCGUCCAGUGAUUUACCGUCCUUUACCAACACGUCUUUCGCCAUCACAGCCUCCUUCAGAAUCCUCAGAGAAUGCUAUCGAGGGCACGAACGGGACCCAACAGGCCGCCGUGGUGACAGGUCGUCCCCCCAUUGCGCAUCCUCUCCCGCACCAGUCCGUGGGCCCCCCUUACCCCGGGUCCUGGGUGUAUGUCCAGCCCCCUGGCUCUCAGAGGCCCCCUUUCCGACCUCAUUACGGGAAGAGACCCAUCACCAGGCCCUUCAGACCCGUCAACAGACGGCCUUAUCCGCACCAUAAGGUCAAGCCUCUCCGACCUCUGCAGCCCAACAUAGGGGCGUCGUCCCACUAUAAACCUAAUCGCUUUGUGGAACCUCCAGUCAGCCGUGACCCCGAGACCACCGAGACAAAUUCAACAAAGGUCGACAGCGAAGAGACUGAAGUUGAGUUUAACGAAUUAGAUAAUCUUCCGUCAGCCUCAUCUCCUGGUACAUCUGAAGGUCGUUACCCGCAACUUAUGCCAGGUUACUAUCGCAAGGGGAACCGGCCCUUCCAGCUGGGGAAACUGGGGGAUAACGCGACCGAAGGCGCCCAGCAGUCCGGAGGCGAGGAGAGCCUGGUGGACCUAAUCAACCUCAUAAAGUUCCUCGUGCCCCCGACGCAGCUUCAGCCCCCGAGAUUCGUCCCAGGGGAGAGGCGGCCGCCGCGCCCGCCUGUGCCCUGGGGCAGCAGCCUGCUAGAGGCGCCUAAGCCUCCCGGCACCUCUCAGGCAGUGACGGUCAGCGUUCAAGACCAGACACCGAAGACCACUGGGCAGUUUCCCUUAGACUAUGCCUUUAUGGACGAGGACUAUACCUCGCAGGGGCCGGAAGACGCAGGAUCUGCAGGUCCAGUGAGAAACUCUACAAGUCAAAAGCCUCAAGCAAUAGACCGUAAAGGUGAAAGGAACUCGACAUCCCAGGAGAAUAUCAUAUCGAACGAGAUCGGGUUUUCUAGAAGACCGUCCGCCGGAGAGCACGGCAGCACGAUGAAGCUGAAGCUGUCUGUGUUGGAUCCUCACGGCGCCGAGGAGGAACCGCUCGGCGGGCCCCAUUCCGACCUCGGGGCGCUGGACGGCGGAGGGGCUUUGCAGGACACGACCCUGCGAGUGUGGGUCCUGUCCUCGCCGACGCCAGAGUCCUCGGCUAGUGCGGCAGACCCUUCCUCUGCCACCGAGUCCGCUUCCUCUGGGGAAGCCUCGACCGACGCCGUGUGGCCGUACGUGUCCCCGGAGCCGUCCAACGCGACGGACGCCGAAGGGUCCUCGCGCCCGCCCCCGCCGCCGCCGCCGCAACAGGGCUUCUGGCCGAGCCUUCUCAAAGAACUGUACUACUGGCCGAAUUCCCAGAACCGCAGGACAUGGCCAGUCCUUCACUGAUUACUUGUACAACGUUGGGAGUAAUUUGUGUGAUAGAUAUUAGAAUCAUGACGUAGAUUUAUGAUGAUGAUUUCAGUGUCGAUCUGUGAUAAACGAUGGUACCACCGCACUUUUUGUAUAGGGGCAGUAUUGACCGCUAGGCUUUGUUGCCUCUGGGCAUGAGACUAUAGAGACUCACAUUCUGGCCUCAAAAAAGAAAAAAAGAAAAAAACAAAAACUCUGUGUAUCAUCCUACGGGCAUUUCCUUACAACUUAUCAGUUUAAGAUGUAACAUAAAUUCCUUUCUGUAAAAAGCAAAACUGGUGCAGCAAUCUCUAUCAAAUUCAAGGUGACAGGUAGAGUUAGACCAAGGAAUUACACGUCAAUAAAAACUAGAAAAAAAUCAGAUGCCCAGAGUGCAAUGAAUGUUUUGCAAGGAGAGGCAUAUAGUUGAUAUCCAUUUAGAGAAGCUUCUAGACUUGUAACUUUUUUAUUCUAUGUAUUUUAUGCUUUUGUUCUGCUGCGAUUCAGUGUUUUCAAUUAUGUAUUUUAUUGCCAAGAAGUAUAAAGACCAAACAGUUCUUUUCUAAACAAAACAAAAGGACUGUGACUUUACCUGAAGGUUAGAAUACUAGAUUAGGUACAAUUAUGUUUUGUUGAUUUUUAUCUGUAAAUGAAAAUAAAUUUUUAAAAACUCA